This is a messenger RNA of Ilex paraguariensis (yerba mate), 1238 nucleotides long. The record is from the annotation of a GenBank genome assembly. Lineage: Eukaryota; Viridiplantae; Streptophyta; Magnoliopsida; Aquifoliales; Aquifoliaceae.
CUAGCUCUUUGCUCUUUCGUGUUGGAAAAAUGUUAUGGUGUCUUAUCCAAAUCAAAACUCAAAUUAGAAGGUGUUAUUGUAACAAUUAGUUGCCCUGGUUUGGUAUUUACCUUCAAAGAGUAGGUCAAACGCAGGCAUCAUCUGAUGGGUUACUGCCGUGUUCUCUUUGGCAAUUUGUCAGUCACGUGGUGGGUCGUCCUUCUGUGACAAGCAUAUGAGAAAUCUGAGAAAGCUUUAGCGUUUUACAGGUUUAAUGGUGGAGAUUUCUUGCAAAAAUUCAAAGGAAAAAGCAUCAUGUUCGUCGGAGACUCUCUAAGCAGAAACCAAUGGCAGUCACUGGUGUGCAUGCUUUAUACUGCAGUGCCCAGACCCAAAUUCAAUCUCACCAGACAAGCCGAUAUCUCCUCCUUCACGUUCACGGAUUAUGGAGUGAAAGUGAUGCUUAAUCGCAAUGUGUUUUUAGUGGAUGUAGUGAGGGAUGACAAGGGCAGGGUCUUGAAACUUGACUCAAUAGUGGGUGGCAAGCUAUGGAAAGGGAUUGACAUGCUAAUCUUCAACACUUGGCAUUGGUGGAACCGCAGAGGAGUUGGACAACCAUGGGAUUAUAUUCAAGUAGGGAAUCAGACAUACAAAGACAUGGACCGAAUGGCUGCUUUUGAGAGGGCACUCAAUACUUGGGCUGGGUGGGUGGAUUCUAAUGUUAACUCUACCAACACCAAGGUCUUCUUUCAGGGGAUUUCUCCAUCUCAUUACAAUGGCACUGAUUGGAACGAACCAAAAGCAAAGACAUGCUUGGGACAGAAUCAGCCGGUGGUUGGCUCAGUUUAUCCCGGGGGCCUACCACCUGCUUUGACAGUGCUGAAGAGAGUAUUGAGCAAAAUAACGAAGCCUGUCAAGUUGCUCGAUAUAACAAACAUUUCACUGCUGCGUAAAGAUGGGCAUCCUUCCAUUUAUGGCCUGGGAGGAAGAACCGGUAUGGAUUGCAGCCAUUGGUGUCUUGCAGGAGUCCCUGAUACUUGGAACCUAAUACUUUAUAAUCUUAUUCGUUAACCAUCACAUUGCCACAACUGGAAUACAGUGGCAAAUUGAACAGAAGAUUUUGAUUUUGACAGAAUAAAAGCAUUGUAAUUGCAGUGCUUUUGGAUCAUUUAUGUAUUGCAGAGCCUGUUAUAGGCGAGAAGUUUGUGUUGGGUACGAGCAUUUUAAUUGCAUGGCUUUUAUGAAUCAAUGGCUUUUGU